AUGGCGAUCAGACACCUUGACAGUCAGCCGAAGAUCGAGGACUUUACCCCACUAGAAGAGCAUGAGCAACAAACACCAAGCACAUUCUUCGGCGCAAAGCCUGUUGUAUAUGCGCGAUAUGCAGGAUUGACACUCUCCGCCCCCUCUUCGCAGCUCCAGCAAGAUGCAGCGUUCUUCAGGUUCAACACCGAGACCGAGGGCGACGAUGCGCUGAUCAAGGAUGUCGAGAUUUGGGUAAACUCAGAGAACCUCACGCUCUUCCAGACUACCCCAACAUCGACCGGCGUUGCGAUACCCUACCCCUCAAUCGCCCUCCAUGCGACCAUGAAGUACAAAUCCACCGUCGAUGCGCUGUACAUGAACCUCUCCCUCAACGACCCCGAGACCGUCAACGAGGAGGAAGACAUCCAGACUCUCGAACUCACCAUUUUGCCACCAAGCUAUGCAAGCAAUCCCGACACGGCAUGCAUCAAGGAGAUCUUCAACGCCAUGAACACGUGCGCGGAUCUACACCCAGAUGGCGACGCAAGUGACGAGGAUGGUGAAGACAUCCUGGACGACACUGCGCCUGGUGCAAGUGGCUGGAUCACCGCGGAGAAUAUGGACGAGUACAUGGACGAGAAUGGCAACUUCACCGGUAUGGUGAUCGGAAACGAUGAGCUUGGUCCAGGAGCAGGCACGGUCAGGACAAGGGAUGAUGCUGAUGGUGGUGCGAAUGGCGUCAAUGGCGACGGACAUGAGGAGAAGUAUCACCGCACCAGCUGA
Parastagonospora nodorum SN15 is the source of this 765-nucleotide messenger RNA. RefSeq lists its product as hypothetical. Gene Ontology annotation, biological process: mRNA cis splicing, via spliceosome. The transcript has 2 exons. Gene Ontology annotation, cellular component: spliceosomal complex; cytosol. Lineage: Eukaryota; Fungi; Ascomycota; Dothideomycetes; Pleosporales; Phaeosphaeriaceae. The record is from RefSeq and is a predicted model, not a curated record. The coding region runs from base 1 to 765 and encodes 254 amino acids.